Messenger RNA from Eurypyga helias (sunbittern), 1107 nucleotides. RefSeq names its product T-box 4 (gene TBX4). The transcript has 4 exons. Lineage: Eukaryota; Metazoa; Chordata; Aves; Eurypygiformes; Eurypygidae. Gene Ontology annotation, cellular component: nucleus. The annotation marks the transcript as partial. Gene Ontology annotation, biological process: positive regulation of DNA-templated transcription; regulation of transcription by RNA polymerase II; angiogenesis. Gene Ontology annotation, molecular function: DNA-binding transcription factor activity, RNA polymerase II-specific; RNA polymerase II cis-regulatory region sequence-specific DNA binding. The record is from RefSeq and is a predicted model, not a curated record.
AUCAUUCUUAAUUCAAUGCAUAAAUACCAACCACGGCUGCACAUUGUGAAGGCGGAUGAGAACAAUGCUUUUGGGUCGAAGAACACAGCUUUCUGCACCCACGUUUUUCCGGAGACGUCCUUUAUAUCAGUGACUUCCUACCAGAAUCACAAGAUAACCCAGCUGAAAAUUGAGAACAACCCCUUUGCCAAGGGAUUCAGGGGGAGUGACGACAGCGACCUGCGCGUGGCACGACUGCAAAGCAAGGAAUAUCCAGUGAUUUCCAAAAGCAUCAUGAGGCAGAGGUUGGUGUCCAGUCAUGGCCAGCUUUCAACAAAGCCAGAUGUCAACCCACUUCAUGGGAAUCACCAGACCCUUCAACAUUAUCAGUAUGAGAACGGUGCUCACAUGCAAUUUGCAGCUUCAGAUACUCAAGACCUGCCACUCAACACCUUCACAGCACAGAGGGAUUCAGGGCUCUUCUAUCAUUGCCUAAAACGAAGAGAAAGCGCUCGGCACCUGGACCUGCCCUGCAAACGCUCCUACCUGGAAGCCUCCUCUUCUGUAGGAGACGAUCACUACUUCCGUUCCCCGCCUCCGUACGAUCAGCAGAUGCUAAGCCCUUCCUAUUGCAGCGAGGUGACUCCGAGGGAAGCGUGCAUGUACUCUGGUUCUGGGGCUGAAAUUGCUGGUGUCUCAACGGUUGACGACUUGCCGCCUCCACCUCCCCCCUUGAGCUGCAAUAUGUGGACUUCUGUCGCACCUUACACCAGCUACAGUGUUCAGACAAUGGAAACUGUCCCUUACCAGCCUUUCCCCGCUCAUUUCACUGCCACCACCAUGAUGCCGCGGCUCCCAGCCAUCACGGGUCAAGGCUCGCAGCCACCAGGUAACAGCCACUUCAGUGUCUACAACCAGCUGUCCCAGUCUCAGGUUCGGGAGCGCGUUCCUUCUUCAUCUUUCCCAAGGGAAAGGGUGCACCCGUCUGUGUGCGAGAGAAAACCCCCCUCUCCGCACCUAAACGCGGCGAACGAGUUCCUGUACUCACAAAGCUUUUCCUUGUCGAGGGAGUCGUCGCUGCAGUAUCAUUCAGGGAUGGGGACUGUGGAGAACUGGACUGACGGAUGA